Messenger RNA from Branchiostoma floridae (Florida lancelet), 4227 nucleotides. RefSeq names its product pre-mRNA 3' end processing protein WDR33-like. Gene Ontology annotation, molecular function: protein binding. The coding region runs from base 184 to 4227 and encodes 1347 amino acids. The transcript has 20 exons. Gene Ontology annotation, cellular component: mRNA cleavage and polyadenylation specificity factor complex. NCBI's taxonomy places the organism in Eukaryota, Metazoa, Chordata, Leptocardii, Amphioxiformes, Branchiostomatidae. The record is from RefSeq and is a predicted model, not a curated record.
GUAAGUGUUCGGGUCUAUUCGGCGCAGUUCGGCAUGUGGCGGCGUGAGGAUAGUGGCGCUAAUGUUGUGCGGAUCUUACUGUAGAAAUCAGGGCUCGUUUUGGGGCCUAACUUUUUGAUAUUCCACGCGAGGAGCGCAGAAAGUGAUUCUGAGUAUUGAAUAAAGCACUGAUUCGCCGUCGCCAUGGACGCACCACGCGGGGGCGGGACGAUGAUGUCACCGCCGCAGCGGUUCUUCUACAUGCCGCGGUUCCAGUACAACCAGAACCAGACAUACCACGGGUACUACCGCCGCUUCCAGCCGCGCAUGCACCAGCCAGACACCCGGGACGGGGUCACGUUCGACGGGAAGCGCAUGCGGAAGUCGAUCCAGAGGAAAACCAUCGACUACAACCCCUCCGUGAUCCAGCACCUAGAGACACGGAUAUGGCAGCGGGACAUGCGGGACGUCCGGCCUCCCCAGCCCGACGCGGCCUACAGCCUGCAGCUGGUCCCCCCCAUGGCCAUGAUGGAACAGCCCAUGAACAGCGUCACCACCAAGUUCGUCCGCACGUCCACAAACAAGAUCAGAUGCCCCAUCUUUGUGGUUAGGUGGACCCCAGAAGGCAGGCGGUUGGUGACCGGAGCCUCCAGUGGUGAGUUCACUCUGUGGAACGGACUGGCCUUCAACUUCGAAACCAUUCUACAGGCCCAUGACACAGCGGUGCGAGCCAUGUCCUGGAGCCAUAACGACCAGUGGAUGGUGACGGCGGACCACGCUGGGUUCGUCAAGUAUUGGCAGUCCAACAUGAACAACGUCAAGAUGUUCCAGGCUCACAAGGAGGCUGUCAGGGAAGUCAGUUUCUGCCCCACGGACAACAAGUUUGCCACCUGCUCCGACGACAGCACGGUGCGCAUCUGGGACUUCCUGAGAUGCCACGAGGAGAGAAUAUGCAGAGGCCAUGGUGCAGAUGUGAAGACGGUAGACUGGCACCCACAGAAGGGUCUGCUGGCCUCGGGGAGUAAGGACAGCCAGCAGCCGGUCAAGAUCUGGGACCCCAAAACUGGGCAGAGCCUAGCUACACUACAUGCCCACAAGAGCACAGUUAUGGAAGUGAAGUUUAACCAGAAUGGGAACUGGCUCCUGACGGCCUCCCGUGACCACCUGGUGAAGGUGUUUGACAUCCGCACCAUGAGGGAGAUGCAGAGCUUCCGGGGGCACAAGAAGGAGGCCACAGCGGUGGCGUGGCACCCCAUCCACGAGAGUCUCUUUGCCAGUGGCGGCUCAGAAGGAUCCAUACUGUUCUGGCAGGUCGGCAAUGACAAGGAGGUUGGGGGGAUGGAGAAUGCCCAUGAGGGGAUGAUCUGGUCUCUAGCCUGGCACCCGCUCGGACACAUCCUCUGUUCUGGGUCCAACGACCACAGCACGAAAUUCUGGUCGCGGAACCGCCCUGGGGACCAGAUGAAGGACCGGUACAACCUGAACCUGCCGGUGGGGAGCGGCGGGGAGGACGGCAUGGAGGAGAUGGAGACAGCUGAAGCUCCGUCCUCAGCAGCUAUCCCAGGGAUGGGCCUGGAACACGGGCUGCCCGAACACCUCAAGAAACCAGAGGAGCCGAAAGACGAGGCAGUCGACGUCUCCAUCCCUGGUCUGGACUUCAGUACUGAGGAGAUGAAGAUCCUGGAGAUGAGAAGGAUGCCCCAGAAGAAGGUUCCCUACUCUAAGCCAAUCCCAGCACAGUUCCAGGAGCAGUGGGAGAAGGAGAAGCCGACUUUACCCACCCUGCUGUCUCAGGCACAGGACAAGGCUAAGGCAGGCGGUGAGAAGCCAGCGACCUCUGCCCCCUCCUCGGAGCAGGCCAAGACAAAUGCCCAGAUGCACCAGGAGAUGAUGAAGCUGAGGUUCACCAACCCAGCCACACUCGAGGCCAUCGCCAAUGCAACAAACCUGCCUCCAGGUCCCCGAGGCCCAAACCCCAUGAACCAGCAGCAGGGGCCGCGGAUGGGCCAGCAGCGCUUCGGGCCGCCCAUGGGCUUCGGGCAGGGGCCACAGCCCGGCAUGAACCGACCUAUGGGCCCGCGUCACAUGGGGCCCAACCAAGGGCCUCCGGGCCACAUGAUGGGGCCAGGCAACCAGGGCAGGCCGGGUCAUAUGGGUGGGCCACGGGGCCCAGGGCCUGGCCAUAUGGGCGGGCCGGGUAACCAAGGGCCAGGCCAUAUGGGCGGGCCAGGUAACCAAGGGCCUGGCCACAUGGGCGGGCCAGGUAACCAAGGGCCAGGCCACAUGGGUGGGCCGGGUAACCAGGGACCAGGCGGGCCAAGGAUGGGGCCACCAGGGAACAUGGAAGGGCCCCCUAACCAAGGGCCACACAUGAACAGGAUGCCGAACAAGGGUCCGCCGCCACGGCAGAUGGGCCCGCCGAAUCAGGGCCCACACGGGCCGCGGGGACCCGGAAAUCAGGGGCCGCCUGGGCCCAUGGGCGGGCCACCCAGACACAUGGGGCCAGGAAGCCGUGGGCCGCGCAACCAGGGGCCACCGGAGCAGCCACAGAUGGGUGAGACCCCCCACGGAGACGGUGGCAGCAUCCCGGCCUCCGCCCCCCGCGGCCUGCCCAACCCCGGCCCGGGGCUGCUGGGAGCCCCGCCCAUGAUGGGGAGGGACGGCGACAAACAGGCCCAGGGUGCAGACAGAUUUGAAGGGCCUCCCCACCACCACAGAGGCGAAGAGGAGGAGUUUUAUGAGGAGGGUUAUGAAGAGUUCCCGGGUCAGGAGCGGCCGCCCUUCGACCACCGUGGCCCACCCAGGGGUCAGCAGGGUCAAAGGGGACGACCUCACCCCGACGGCAGGGGCCCACCUCGUGGAAGGGGACCACCACAGGAGGAGCGUGGCCCACCCGAUCGAAGAGGCCCGCCAGGAGAAAUCCCAGGGGAGUUUCAGGGGCGGCCCGACCAAAGCGGCCCGCCCGAGGACUUUAGGGGCCAGGGCAGGCCAAUGCAGGAUCCCCGGGGCCCGCCUCCGGGUGACAGGGAUAGCCGCGGGCCGCCUCGCUGGUCCGAGGGUCGCAGGGGGCCGCCUGGGGAUCACAGACCACCCAGAGGCGAGGGUGAGAGAGGCCCUCCAAGGGGGAAUAUGGAGCAAAGGGGGCCACCUAGGGGGGAACGAGAACAGCGUGGGCCACCGAGAGGCGACAUGGAACAGGGUGGUCCACCUAGAGGUAAUAUGGACCAGAGGGGACCCCCUAGGGGGGAUAUGGACCAGAGGGGCCCACCAAGGGGGGACAUGGACCCGCGAGGACCACCUGGCAGGCAUGAAGAAGAGCACAGAGGGCCACCUGGGGGUUUUAGGGGCCCCCCAGAAUUCAGGGAUGACCACAGAAGAGAAGACUUUCGAGGACAGGGAGAGGAGUUCCAUGAACCCCCACAAGGCCCCCGUGAGGGUUGGGGUGAGCAGGAGCCCUGGCACGAUGACCACAGGGGGCCGCCCCAGGACAGGAGGGGUCACAGUGCAGAGUUCAGAGAUCACCGGGAGGGGCCAUGGGAGGAGCAGGACCACAGAAGGGGGCGGGGAAGGCAGAACGACAGAGGUCGCGGGUUCAGAGCUGAAGGUCGGGACGAAAGCCCGCCGGUUACUUCGGAAGAAUUCCACGAACACGACAGAUUCGGCGAUGGAGGGGAGUUCAGGCGGAGAGAGGAGCAGCGAGGGGGUUUCCGAGGAGGCAGGGGUGGCGGAAGGGGGGGUCCGCCGGAGCAGGGUCCAGGGGACAUGAAAGCAGGGCUUCUUCCGACCCCCCCACCCAUGGGUAGGGGGCAGGGGAUAGCCAGGGGGCGGGGAGGGGGGCCGAUGCACUCGCCGCAUCAGGAAGGCAGGGGGUACGAGAGUCCAGGCGAUCGAGAGCGCCGGGGGUCGCACGAGGAGAUGAGGUCGCCAAGCGGACGGGAAGAGAGAUCGUCGCUACACGAGAUGGACGUGGCACGCCUGCCACCCAGGAAAAGACCCUGGAGGGAUGAAAGCCAGGAGCAGCCAGAGCAUGAGGCCAUGGGACAUCCCCCGGGGGGUAGGGGAGGACGUCCCCAGGGCAGGGGAGCCAAGGCCCCGCGGUACGACGAGGGACCACACGACGACCCAGGGGGGUUCCGCGGGCCUGACCACCCCCCCAGCCGAGGCAGAGGCAGGGGGGAGAGGGGUGGCAGGGGGGUGCCUGCUGAAACUCUGGCCGCCAUCUUUGUGGGCGAUGGCCUCAGGGUAUAA